AAUUUGUAAAGCUACCAAAUCUCCACAGAGAAAGGCCAUGGUUUUCAUUUCAUUUUACAUGCAUUUGUCAAGCUCAAAUUGUUCGUGUUUCAAAUGGAUCGUAAUCUUCAUGUUCUUGUACAUGUUCGCAUUAUCUCAAGCUGAUCCAAGGAUUUCCGAAGCUGGGCUUUUCUGUGGCAAAUCAAGGCCGCCUCCAAAUGCCAGUUACAUCCCACUGUUUGUUAAAGAAAUGAGAUUUCUUUCUCAACUCGUGACAUCCCAGAAUUGGGGUAGUUCUGCAAUGAAUAAUAGUGCUAUUUCGAUUUAUAGUUUAGCCCAUUGCUAUAGAGAUUUAUCACACGAUGAUUGUCUACAGUGCUACGCCGCAAGUCGAACCCUCCUCCCCCGCUGCCUUCCCGCCGUGAGUGGCCGUAUAUUUCUCGAUGGGUGCUUUUUGCGGUACGAUAAUUACAGUUUUUUAGGAGAAACAGUAGACCCAAAUUGGGAUAAACGGAAUUGUAACAGUUCAAUUGAUGAUAAUAUAAAUCAGAUUCAGUUCACGCGAUCGGAAUUUAAUAAAACUGUUGAGGAUCUGAUUCAUAAUGUUACAACAAGUGCAGCAUUGAACGAUGGUUACGCGGUGGCCGGCUUGAAGGGUGUUUAUGGUUUGGCUGAUUGUUGGAAAACUUUGAGCACAAAUGGUUGCAGAGAGUGUUUGACGGCGGCGGGUAGGGAGGUGAUGGAGUGUUUGCCCAGCCGGGAAGGCAGAGCAAUGAACGCUGGUUGUUAUUUGAGAUAUUCUACUAAGAAAUUCUACUCUAAUCAUUCUGAUACAACAAAUCAGAGUUCCGAAAUGUUGAAGACGGGGACAGUUUUGGCAAUUGUUUUGUCGGUAUCGGCCUUCUCUAUGCUCUCUGUAUUUUGCGGUUAUGCAGUCUACAGAAGAUGGAAUAAACGAAAUCAAGCAAGAAAAAAUCUUGGCCUAAUUUCAUGUUCUUACAACAAGUCGAAUUUGAAUUUCAAAUACGAAACUCUCGAGAAAGCAACAAACUAUUUUGAUCCUUCUAGAAAAGUAGGACAAGGAGGAGCCGGAGCUGUGUAUCGAGGAACCCUAACAAAUGGAAAGACUGUGGCCGUGAAAAGAUUGUUUUUCAGCACUAGACAAUGGGUUGAUGAGUUCUUCAAUGAGGUUAAUCUCAUCAGUGGAAUUCAACAUAAGAAUCUUGUGAAGCUUUUGGGUUGUAGUAUUGAAGGCCCCGAGAGCUUGCUCGUUUAUGAAUUUGUACCUAACAAGAGCCUUGAACAAUACCUCUUUGAUGACAAGAAGGUUAAGAUUUUAAGUUGGAAGGAACGCUACGAUAUUAUAGUCGGAACAGCAGAAGGUAUUGCUUUUCUCCAUGGAGGUUCAGAAUAUAGAAUAAUUCACCGGGACAUUAAGACUAGCAAUGUUCUUCUUGAUGAGAAUCUUAAUCCCAAAAUUGCGGAUUUUGGACUAGCUCGAAGUUUUGCCGUUGAUAGAUCUCAUCUUAGCACAGGAAUUGCAGGCACAUUGUAA
Messenger RNA from Olea europaea var. sylvestris, 1534 nucleotides. RefSeq names its product cysteine-rich receptor-like protein kinase 42. Gene Ontology annotation, molecular function: ATP binding; protein kinase activity. Lineage: Eukaryota; Viridiplantae; Streptophyta; Magnoliopsida; Lamiales; Oleaceae. Gene Ontology annotation, biological process: protein phosphorylation. The record is from RefSeq and is a predicted model, not a curated record. The transcript is spliced from 4 exons. The coding region runs from base 38 to 1534 and encodes 498 amino acids.